This is a messenger RNA of Aaosphaeria arxii CBS 175.79, 1181 nucleotides long. RefSeq names its product estradiol 17-beta-dehydrogenase 12-B. Gene Ontology annotation, cellular component: endoplasmic reticulum. Gene Ontology annotation, biological process: fatty acid elongation. The coding region runs from base 42 to 1076 and encodes 344 amino acids. Gene Ontology annotation, molecular function: ketoreductase activity. The record is from RefSeq and is a predicted model, not a curated record. The transcript is spliced from 2 exons. Lineage: Eukaryota; Fungi; Ascomycota; Dothideomycetes; Pleosporales.
GUCGCUACGGUACGACUGUUGGUACACAAGUGCACUACACUAUGGCUUCUUUCGCCAACUUGACAGAUACAAUCGGCAUCCAUAUCGAUGCCAAGUCUCCUGCACUCCAAGCAGCUGCUAGCAUCCUCCUGCUAGCUGGUGCUAUCUCCAUCGUCCGCCCAUUCUUGAGCUUCGUUCGCGUGGUGCUCAGCUUGUUUGUCCUGCCAGGACAAUCCCUCACAAAAUUCGGUCCCCGCGGAUCUUGGGCCUUGAUCACAGGAGCUUCGGAUGGCAUUGGAAAGGAGUUUGCGUUAUCACUCGCCGCAAAGGGCUACAACCUCGUUCUCGUCUCCCGAACUGCCUCGAAGCUCGACUCGCUCGCAUCCGACAUUUCCGCCAAAUAUGGCCCUAAGAUCGCUACGAAGACUUUCGCUAUGGACUUCUCCCAGAACAAGGAUACCGACUAUAGCCAGUUGAAGAAGCUCGUUGAUGGGCUUGACAUUAGCAUCCUGAUCAACAAUGUUGGUCUUAGCCACUCGAUUCCAGUUCCAUUCGUAGAGACAACUCAGCAGGAGAUGACGGACAUCAUUAUGAUCAACUGCCUCGCCACUCUUCGCACGACCCAGCUUAUCACGCCUGGUAUGAUCUCCCGCAAACGUGGAUUGGUCCUAACGAUGGCUUCAUUUGGUGGGGCCUUCCCAACCCCUCUACUUGCCACAUACUCCGGCAGCAAAGCCUUCUUGCAGCAAUGGUCGACAGCUCUAGGUUCUGAGUUGAGCCCUCACGGUGUCACUGUCCAGUGUGUCCAAUCGCAUCUCGUUACCACCGCCAUGUCGAAGAUUCGAAAGAGCUCUUUGUUGGUACCCAACCCCAGGCAAUUCGUCAACGCUGUUUUGGGAAAGAUUGGUCGUCACGGUGGUGCGCAGGGCAUUGCAUUUACAAGCACACCCUACUGGAGUCACGGAAUGAUGCACUGGUUCCUUUCCACUUUCGUCGGCGAACGAUCGGACCUCUUGGUGAAGAUCAACCGCGGCAUGCACGAGGAUAUCCGAAAGAGGGCGCUUAGGAAGGCUGCCAGGGAUGCGAAGAAGCAGUAAUGGUCUUGUACUAUCCAUCAACUGUAUGCUGGUGUGGAAAUGAAUAGAGUAGAUAUAGUCUUAGCAUUUUCAUGUAAAGUAAUAUAAAAUAAUGUUUGAUGUGCC